GUUAUGCAGGACUUCUGUGCGGUAUAAAAAGCAGAGGAAGGAGAUUAAUUUAGUAUCCAGGAGCAUUUCAAAACCAAUAAAAUUCAACAGUACAACUUGACAUUGCAAAAUGCAGAAACUUUUCGCCAUUAUUUUGACCCUCAUCGCGGCCGCAAAGGCUGGAGUUGUUGACCCAGUCACGCGAUGUGGAGGCGUAGGGACCCAACUUCAGCUCAGAAUCAGCGAUUGCAGCGGACGUUGUAGCCUGAGACCUGGAACUGUGUACGAUUGUGAGAAUGACUUUAUGCCAAGCUCCUCUUCUCCCUCGCUUGACCUUCGUGUCGAAAUUUGCAUGAAUGCUGGCUUCUGUACGGUAAUUAUCAACACUGUCCUCCCCAACUCUUCCGUGCAGCCAGGAUUCAUUUACACAGCCAAGUACACCGUCGUACCGAAUGAUGUCCUUGCUGGCCAAGUGGUCGAAUUCCGUGCAAGCAUAUUGCACUCUGAUAACUUGAGGGUCGAAGUUUGUGUCGCUGCUGACGUCGACAUUCUUCCACUUAUUAAGUAGAAAAUUUCUGUGCAAUAAAAUGUGUGCUAGUAUAAUUCUAUAAUUAUCGAGUUUAAAUUGAUUCGAAAUAAACAUGAUUGAUCAGCCUUAUAAUUUAAAAA
Folsomia candida is the source of this 648-nucleotide messenger RNA. RefSeq lists its product as uncharacterized. The transcript has 3 exons. The coding region runs from base 110 to 547 and encodes 145 amino acids. NCBI's taxonomy places the organism in Eukaryota, Metazoa, Arthropoda, Collembola, Entomobryomorpha, Isotomidae. The record is from RefSeq and is a predicted model, not a curated record.